Fonticula alba is the source of this 3431-nucleotide messenger RNA. RefSeq lists its product as hypothetical. Lineage: Eukaryota; Rotosphaerida; Fonticulaceae. The transcript is spliced from 9 exons. Bases 252 to 3431 code for a protein of 1059 amino acids. The record is from RefSeq and is a predicted model, not a curated record. Gene Ontology annotation, molecular function: metalloendopeptidase activity. Gene Ontology annotation, biological process: proteolysis.
CUCUCUCUCUCUCUCUCUCUCCACAACCCCCUACUAGCUCCGGCUCCCUGGCCCCCUCACCCCAGUCCCUGCACCCGCCCCCCCUGCGCUCCUGUUCGCCAGCCCGCACGUCGAGAAAGCGAGAGAGACAGCGAGUCUCCACGAGCGAGGAGACACUCCGCUGCCCCGCUACGAAUGGCCCGAGGGAACGCCUGCUGACUGCUUCCCUCCUCCCUCCUGUCUUCUUUCUUUCUUCGAAAAAAAAAAGAAAGAUGGAUUGCCCCAAUGUGCCUGCCAUUGUAGUGCCCCCAAGCACGCGGGUCGUCCGCAAGGUCGUCGCCCUCAUGGCGACCCUGGCCAUGCUGUUGGUGGCUGUUUUCCCGACCCCGGGCGCUGCCAUCCCUCCCCCGAAUACCCAGUACCCGGACACAUUCGACAAUAAGUUCCAGCCGACGCACCGCCUCCGACGCCUGGCGGUCAUUCCUACGCCGCAGGCGUCGCACCGUUUGUCCCGGCGCGAGCUCUUCCACUCCGCAGACAAGGAUGGCAACUCGCCAGGCCAGGCUCCAACCAACACGCCGGGCCAGCUGACUGCGCGAUUCGUCGUCCGCGACCCUCGGCGGUCGCUGCAUGACUUUGAGGACCACUCCAACCCGUACCAUGAGGCGGAGGCUUUCACCUCGGUCGAGGUCCGAUCCUUCCCCUUUGUCAACUCGCUGGCCAGCCCGCUGAGCGCGCGCCGAGUGAAGCAUGAACGCCGGAAUCCCGCCUCGACGGCCAUCCGCCAGCGUUACGGAGAUCGGAUCGACAUUUCCCUGCCGCUGGACGAGGGAUCCUUGUGUGAUCUUCAGCUGGAGAUCGACAAGGAUCUCAUUGCUCCGGGAUUCGUGUUGAAGGCUGAGGGUCCCAACGGCGAGAUGGUCGACAUGACCGACAAGUUCGAGCAUAUCUACUACCGUGGAUCCGCCAAGCAUCCCGUCCUCGGGCAGGGUUCCGCCCGGGUGGCCAUCCAUCACCUGGAUUCGGCGACCGGCACUGCGGUCCUCGAAGGGCUGGUGGACUUCUCCCAUGCCCCCGAGGGGUCGGCCUUCGCGCGGCGUUCUGUCGUUCAUUCGGCCGAUCGGUCGGGCGACCGGCUGUUCCGUAUCCAGCGCCGUCUGACUUUCGAGCGGGCGGCUCUGUCCCAGCUGCCGACCGAGGACUACAUCCCCUCGAGUGCCGCGCGCUCAAGCCGGAACAUUCCCUCCGAGGGAGAUGCUUUCCUCAGCACCCAGCCGGAGCCCAUGGAUGGGGCCUUCUUCCGCAUUCGGCGAAAGGCCGUGCGUACGCGGUCGAGCGCCGCCGCCGCCGCCGCCACCGCCACUGCCGAGCCGACCGAGCAGCAUGUCGACGAGGAAUCCUUCCCCGCGGAGGCUGACGACACUCUGAUCGUGUCGGACGAUGUGUCCAUGGUGGUCUUCCGCCAGUCGGACGUGGAGUUGAUCCCUGGCGGCCCGGUUCCCACCUGUGGCAAUGAUCACCACCAUGAGCAUGCGUCUGCCUUGUUGGAGACCCCCUCUGCCGAGGAGGAUGGCUUCAUGCCAGACGUCCAGGCUGCAGCGCAGCAUGUUUCCCAUCUCACCCACAACCCCUAUAGUCUGGAGGAAGUCCGUGCCAUGGCUCCCUUUGCCGGGUGUCCCCUGACCCCCAAGGUCCUGUACAUGGGGUUCGCCUCCGAUUGCACUUACUCCACCUUCCGUGGUGGCGAUGUCAGGGACAUCUCCGAGUACAUCCUCAACAACGUGCAAAUGGCCAACAAUGUCUACGAGCCACUUUUCCAUACCUCGCUCGGUGUCAUCGAGCUGAGCAUUCGUCUCUCCUGCAGCGACCAGCCAUCCUGGAAUCGCGGCUGCAUGGACAAGUAUGACAUCGCCGAGCGCCUGAGUGACUUCAGCCACUGGCGUGGAGGGCUGUCUUCCGACAAGCCGGAGACCGGCACUGAGGCCGGCCUUUGGCAUCUGAUGAGUCGCUGCGCCUCUGGAAAUACGGUUGGCAUUGCCUGGGUGAACAUGCUCUGUCAAGUUCGGUCCUUUGCGCAGAGCAGCUCCUACGUGUCUGGCACUGCCGUGUCGACCCCCACCUCCGAGGAGUGGCUGAUUGUGGCCCAUGAGAUUGGUCACAAUUUCGGUGCCAAUCACGACUGCAUGAACUCCGACUGCCCGAAGGGUGACAAGUGCUGUCGGUGCUCCGAGGCUUCGGAUGGGUGCAACUGCGCGCAGCAGUAUAUUAUGAACCCCCUCUCGUCCAGCAGUCAGAGCAGCUUCUCUGAGUGUUCGCAGCGGGUCAUUUGCAGCCGAAUGGCCUCGGACAGGAGCAGCUGUCUGGCGGACCCCGGCGGUCGAGAGCUGCUCAACCGGAAUAUGUGCGGCAAUGGUAUCUGGGAGCUACCGGAGGAGUGUGACUGUGGCGGCGAGACUGGCUGCAUGGAUCACCCCUGCUGCAACUCCGACUGCACCUUGAAGCCUGCGAACCGGGAGACGGAUCGGAGGGCGGCUCCGAAGGCGGAUCCAGGCAUGGGUCCGAAGGUUGGCCGGAUGGCCACCCAGAUGGUGAUCCUCACGGGCAUCCGGACGAUGAUCCUCACGGGCAUCCGGACGAUGAUCCUCACGGACAUCCUGAUGAUUGCCCUGGCAACCAUCCCGAUGGAAGUCAUCCAGCUGGCCACCUUGACACGGGUGAUUCGGAGUCCCUUCCUCUUGAGGACGACCCUAUGGAUGGCCCCCCAGGCAAUCACACUCGUGAUGGCAUCCACUCCGAUAUCUACGCCCCAGAUGGGGGCUUGCCCGACAGCCACGAUCCGAAUGUUCGCCAUCCUUAUGAAGUCGACAUCCAGCAUGAUCGCCACGAAGGUGUUCAUCCGCAGGAUGAUGGCAACAGUGACGGACACGUGGCGCGUGGAGGAUAUCUGGAUGAUGCGCAUCAUCUGGAGGAUGGCCGUCCGGAUGCCGAUGGAUACCUCCACGGUGGCAUCCUGGAUGAUGACCAUCUCGAUGGGGAUCAACUGGGGGAUAAUCAUCAGGUUGGUGUCGAUUGUCCCGAUGGCCAUGGCCAUUCCUCGGGCUGUGGUCAUGAUGAGGCCCACCAUCCAGGAAGCUUCGGCCCCGAAACAGAGCCCUUCCUACCGGAGGGGGAAGCAGCAGGGUAGUUGUAGUUUCGACGGGAAUACCGCUUGCUGCCAGAACUGCCAGAUUGUCCAGGACCCCACGCACGUCUGCCGCCCGAAGGCUGGCGAGUGUGAUGUUCCGGAGACCUGCCGGCCUGAGCAGUAUGGCGCCAUGUGCCCUCCGGACCUUUUCGUUGAGGAUGGUACCCUUUGUGAGGAGUCCGAAAUCGAGGUACGCAUCAAAUCCAGCAGUCUGUCUGGGGAUCUACCCCUUUUCUUUAUUGAGGCAAGCACACGAAGCACUCGCUAA